Diversispora eburnea is the source of this 831-nucleotide messenger RNA. NCBI's taxonomy places the organism in Eukaryota, Fungi, Glomeromycota, Glomeromycetes, Diversisporales, Diversisporaceae. The record is from the annotation of a GenBank genome assembly.
AUGUCAAAUCUUCAACUUUUGUAUAAAGCGAUUAAAGACCUUUUUGAAGAAAUACCCGUUGAAGAAUGGUCUUACAUUCAUUUUUUAAAAUUAUUUGAACCUCUCAUUAUGGCAAGUAUAGAUACUAUAAAGGUUGAAGACAAAGGUACCUGGAGAAAAAGAUUCAUAACACAUUUGGAAAAGAUUAUAGAUGACGAUGGAUAUAGUGUUAUACUAGUCAAGAAUCCAUCAUCUGUAGAUACUUUUUGGGAUGAUAUUGAAAGAAAAAUGGAUUGUUUACGCAGAAAACGGGAGGUGAAAAUCAAGACGAAAGAACAAUCACCUGAAAUGAAUGAAUCUGUUCAAAAUUUUGUAAUGGGUGGAGUAAUCCAACAAUCAUCAAAGAGACUCAAGAAUAAUAAACUGGAACUGACAGAAAAAGUUUUACUCAAACCACUAAAAGAUAACAGUGUUAAGCAUUUAAAUGAGGAGGCAUUGAAGCAAGCAUUUUUAGAUACUUUAAUUAUCUCUCUUCAUGUAGACAUUGAACCCGAGUUUAAGGUAUAUUCUCAGAGUUCUUCAAGUGGAAAAGCAGUUGAUCUAGUAAAUACAAGUACCCGAAAAAGGAUAGCAAUAGAAUUUGAUAAUAUUAAGAUGGAAACAUUGAAUUUGUCGGAGCUCGAGAAUGUUGGCAGGAUGAAACUAAUGUUUACUAUCUUUGUUGAAAAACCAGAAAGUGAAAUUUUAAACCUUGAAAUUAAUGAUCAACACCGUUCCCAAAAGACAGUUUGUGAAGUUUUAGAAAAUAAGAUUAAAAUGAAAAUAGAAUAUUUAAUGCCUUUAAUAAUAUGA